UGCAAAUAUCGAGUGGCGCCGUUGUCUGAUUCGAUGAAAUUUAAUAAUGCUCCAAUGUAAAUUAUAUUGAGCAAUUGGUUAUUACAAUUUUAUACAUAGAAGACAAAAUGCCACCACCGAGACCACGGAGUAUGGGAGCUCCAAAUCCAAAUACACCCAUGUCCGAAAGGCAGCAAAUGGCUCUACUAAUUCAGAUGACGGCUUCAUCAGAUAACAUACGAUCGACUCAAAAAAGUAAAGAACAUAAAAAAGACGAUGAUUUCGACGAAUCUCACUUUUCUGAAAAGACCGAUGGUAAAGAUAAACCAGAAGAAUUACAUUCCGAAAAUAAAAAGGAUGGAAGCUUUGACAUAGUUAAUUCGGCAGAGACUUCAUCUAAUAUACUGAAGCGAAACUUUUCUGAUAUAGACGAAGAGGAAUGUGAUGAUGCAGACGACGUGAGAAAGAAGAAACGCAAAGAGUUGGAGGUUAUGAAAGAUAUAAAACAGCCUAAUAACCAGCGUGUUGCAAAUAGAGUGGAAAAAUCGGUCAAACAAAAUAAUACAAAGUCUAAUUCGGCUCUAAAUAAAAGUAUCAAUACAAGCGAUAAAGAUGAUUUAAUUAAAGGUAAAUCGUUAGAAUCUGAAGUGGACGACGAUGAUUCAAAAAGCGAUCCCCUUUGCAGUGGUUGUUUAAAAGUUCCACCGUUGAAAAUUGUUAUUCCCCAACAAAAUUGCGCAAUAGAUUCCGAUUGCACUGGAUCUCGUGCUGGCAAAUUGAAUGCGACUCGAAAUCCAGCAUUGCCAUAUGUUGUGGCAUCUAACACUGAUUCAAAUGAUCGAGACCCUUCAACAACAAACACAAGCCCCCGAGACAGUCCAAUAAAACUUAACCAUUCAUGUGGCACUAGUGAUGAGAAAAACUCCAAUACCAAGUUAAAUGAAGAAAAAAAUUUGAGGGUAUUGAGAAGUUCGCACAGGGUGGGUUUAUCUGCUAGUGACAGAAAUUCCAACAAUUCCUCUCCACAAAUUCCGAGUAAUUCACCUUCACCUGCAUCAUCAACCGCUAAUGAUUUAGUAGACAGCAAAACAGUAUAUCCCAAUGCAAAUGGAAGUCCCACACAUCAAAAUAUUUCCUUUGAACACGAUAAUAUUUUAAAUCUCCCAAGUCCUUCAACUUCAUCUACUUCGUCAUCAAAAGAAGUUCUAACGAAUAAUGUCGAAUUACAUCCAAGAAAGAGAAAAAUAAGAGCGAAGACAGAAGAUGUAAAGACUAAUACAGGAAAUAACGAUAUUGUUGUAUGUUCAGAUUCGCAUCCGCACGAUUUACCAUUUACUAAUUGUUUUCAAAUGUAUAUGAAUAUACGUAGACAAAUCGAAAAAAAAUGGAAGAAUGUAUUGCUUGUCAAACCAAGAGCACCACAGGGAUUUACUGAAUAUUUAUUAAAUACCAAGAAUUAUGUGCUUCAGUCCACUAAAACUUUUGAAGCGCCAGAUAUCCCAAACAACAUAUCAAGCCAAAUGAAAGAUAUAUAUUUGAUUCAACAUAGGGAUCGUUUGGAAUUACAUCAGCGACAUAUCGUGGAGAGAGAAAAACUUUGUUUAAAUGUAGAACAAGAAAUUCUACGUAUACAUACUAAAGCUGCUAGAAAUAUGGCAUGCCAAUUGUUACCCUUCUCAGCCUGUUCAUAUAUGAAAGACGAUGAGGUGUACAACAUUUUAUCUCACGAGCAGGAGGACAAAGAAAGAAAUGCACGUUAUAGAUAUAAUGGUCGAUUACUUCUUAGUUGGUUGCAAGAUGUCGACGAUAAAUGGGAAAAAGUUAAGGAAUCCAUGGUUCUCCGCCACCACAAUGAAGCUGAAAGCCUACAUGCAGUUCAAUUAAUGGAUUGGGAACUUGCUCUCAAAAAGUAUGAACUUUUUGAUAUUUCCCAGCAACCACAAAUUAAUGCUGACCAUGUUCCAAUAGUUCACGUUAGCGAUGAUUUCGAUUUAUUACCAGCGUAAAUUUAUGAUGUAUGCGAAUAUCAUAUUGAAAAUGCCGCACAUUCCGUUUGUUUAAAGAAGAAUGAUUUCCAGUUUGCUGCAACACAUUGUCAAAAUAUAUAUUUAUAAAUCCAUUGUAUAUACCCAAAUCAGGACGGAAACCUGUUUUCUAUGCAAUUAACAAAGUCUUUUUUUGAAUUCCACUUGUGGGAACUUUAAGUAUUUAUCGUAUUUCAUUUGUUUCCAUUUUUAUCAUGAAGUACACACGCUAUUCAAUAUUUAUUUCAGAAUGUAGAAUGCACAUAUUUCAACCUAUAUAUAGAAACAACAAGAAGAUAAUGAGAAAUAUGUAAACAAAAUAAUGAUAAGAGAGAAAAUUUAAUAAAAAAAUGCCAUGGUACACUGAA
This is a messenger RNA of Musca domestica (house fly), 2371 nucleotides long. RefSeq names its product uro-adherence factor A. NCBI's taxonomy places the organism in Eukaryota, Metazoa, Arthropoda, Insecta, Diptera, Muscidae. Gene Ontology annotation, cellular component: nucleoplasm. The coding region runs from base 108 to 1985 and encodes 625 amino acids. The record is from RefSeq and is a predicted model, not a curated record. The transcript has 4 exons.